Messenger RNA from Aspergillus ochraceoroseus IBT 24754, 715 nucleotides. RefSeq names its product negative cofactor 2 transcription regulator complex subunit NCB2 (gene nctB). Gene Ontology annotation, molecular function: TBP-class protein binding; core promoter sequence-specific DNA binding; general transcription initiation factor activity. The transcript has 4 exons. Gene Ontology annotation, biological process: negative regulation of transcription by RNA polymerase II; positive regulation of transcription by RNA polymerase II; RNA polymerase II preinitiation complex assembly. The record is from RefSeq and is a predicted model, not a curated record. Lineage: Eukaryota; Fungi; Ascomycota; Eurotiomycetes; Eurotiales; Aspergillaceae. The coding region runs from base 130 to 558 and encodes 142 amino acids. Gene Ontology annotation, cellular component: negative cofactor 2 complex.
CGCCGCAGAACAAAGGAGGGGAUGCCCAACACGACCCAAGAUACAGUGAAAUAAAUACGAUUCUCAUCUUAUCCUUCAACUCUCGCUACCAGCUACCGUGUACCGCGGGCCAAUACUUCACAUUCCACCAUGUCAGACCGAGAAUUCAGUUCAAACGACGACCUGUCGCUUCCUAAAGCGACGGUCCAGAAAAUCAUCACUGAGAUUCUACCCCCUUCCUCUGGUCAGACAUUUUCCAAAGAUGCGCGAGAUCUUCUCAUGGAAUGCUGUGUCGAAUUUAUCACCUUGAUCUCCUCCGAAGCCAAUGAUAUCAGCGAGAAGGAAGCGAAGAAAACCAUUGCCUGUGAGCAUGUGGAGCGGGCUCUACGUGACCUUGGUUUUGGGGAUUAUAUCCCUGACGUCCUUGCAGUAGCAGAGGAACACAAGGAACAGCUGAAGUCACGAGAAAAGAAGCAGAGCAAGAUGGAACAGAGCGGGCUGUCUGAAGAAGAAUUGCUUCGUCAACAACAAGAGUUAUUCCGCUCUGCUACGGAGAAGUACCAUGCUGCCCCGGAAUGAGGUGUGAUGGUACAGGCAUAAGAAAGUUAAUAUGAAUGGACUCGUGCUGGACAUAGAGCAAUUAGGAUUCGGAGUUUACCUUUCAGGAGAGACAAAUGGAGUUUAGGAGGUUCUGAUAUUUAAUAUCAAUAUAAAAAUGGGUCGUCCGUUGGUGGCU